CCAUCAGCACAUCACAUUUAUCGGAUACAAACUAUGCAUCUGUGGACCCCAUUGACUUCUUACCAAAAAAUGGUGAUUUUCCUCAGUUUUAUCUUUCCAGCAUCUGAAGAUGCACAGUGAGCAAAACUGCAGAAGGUUACCCUGCUUCAAUCUAUCAAGGCAACAGCCAAAUUGAAUGAACCCCGUAGUCUCAGCCCUCUUAUGUCAGUAAGUUACUGCACCGGUUAUCUGGGAAGCAUGCAGGCGCCGAGCAGUCCCACUUCCCCCCUUGGGCAGGCAGAGGUCCUCUGUGCUUCAAAGCCAUGCUGGAAGGAGCCAAGGUGAAGCAGUGCAGACUGAGUUAAUGGAGGAUCCCAUUACUUCCAGUCCUUGACUUGUAUCCUGAGCAUGACUCUCCCAUCAGACAGGAAAGGUGAAGACUGGCAUUUCUAGAUGUUUCACUGUGAAUUCUAAGCAUGCCCUCCAACAUAAGCCCAACUUGCUGAAAACAGUGCAAGGGGGGCACAAGGAUACACUGGGACAUCAUGUGUGUAUUUUGUGCCAGCAUCAUGCUUUGACACACGGAAAAAAUACUUCAGUAGGCCCCAUGAAGCUACUGUGUGCUUUUGAAUGUUUCUUUUAUUUUCAGUAACUGCUCAAUGUCAAGACACGUGUAAACAGAAGCUUAUUCCUUCAUAAUCUGUCUCUUCCUGCAUGAUUCAUUCAGAGAUGCCUCAGCCUCUUGCUUUGUAUGGGAUGCGAUGUCACGAACAUUGGAUCAGAUUGCUGAUUACAAGCUUGAUUACAAAGCUGAGAACAUCUAUUUAGAAACGUUGUGUGAAAUGCAUUUAUAGCAGCAGAGAAGAACAAAUUGAUACGUUUUUCCUCUUUUUGAUUAGCUAUAGAGGGAGAUGUGUUAAUUCUCUCUAGUUGUGCUUUUAUUUUCUUGGACAAGCCUGAGGAUAGCUUUUGAAUCUCCUUAGGGCUCUGAUUUCUGCAGUUUUGGAUUUGCAUACCCUGAGAAUUUGAGCCAUUUGAGGUGAGCCACUGAUGUGGUAGCCCAAGUUCAACUCCUUGGGCAAGACUGCUGGAAUUGCCUCACUGGUUUAGUGCGCUUCAGUCCCACGACAGGGCUGACUGCUCCAGGGAGGCUGCUGCAAGGUGGCUUUGCCUGUGUGAGCACUAACGCAGUGGUCAGUCACUAGGAGCUGUUGCUGGGACAGAAUCCUGUUAUUGACCAGACUCUGACAACUGGAUAAAACCAGAUAAGUGAAUGAAUUAUAAUAGCAUUGAUCCUUGCCUCCUGCAGAAUUAAUUGCAGAAGGAAUGAGACAGAAACGUGAUCUCAUCAACCUGUGGAAGCCAUUUAACAGGCUGCAGUGGGGAGAGGGAGAAGGGUCCUCUCCAUAGGUUUCAGCUUGCAGGUCUGGUGUAGCUUGGUUGAUGGGUUUAACGGGAAAGGGGCUUAAUUAUUUCUUCAACUUAUGUAUUUUCUAGUAUCUAAGUGGUCAAUCAGCUUCCUCUCCCUGCUGCAUCACGGAAAUUGAUCUUAGCCAGCUUGGCAAGAGCAGAUUUUGGAGACCCUUUAUGAGAAGGAGACGCAUCUCUUAAGUGUUGGCUCUGUAAUAUAGAAGCAGGAGGGCUCUGAGACAAACCAGACAUAAAUGACCUUAAAUGAUGUCCAGAACAAGAAAUGAUUCCUGUGCCAUUCUCAAGCUUUCAGAGAAGUAACACGAGGGAGCAAGGUGAUUGUAGGCAGUUAGACUUUUGCUUUGACCCAUUCCAAGGCAACUAUUGUGAGACUUUUCCCAUUACACCACAUGCAUGAGAGCUCUUCUAGUUCAAGAAUAGAAACAGUAAAGUGCUGCCUCUGAAUCGAACAUUUACAGGAGCCAGUUUUUUUGCUCAGAUACUGCUUGCCAUGUAAAAGCAGAUAGUGCCAGAUGUGUUCCCACAAUGAAAAAAGCAUUUUUAUGGGUGCUUUUUCUCUCAGUGUUUCUCUGUAAGCCUGUGCACUCAGCAUUACUGCCUGGGACUUUCUGGAGAUUCCCACAGAUUACCCAAGACAGUGGUGUCACCCUUUGAGCUCUGAAACUGAAAAACACUGAAUAAGACUUUUGUCAGAGCUGUGUUUUCCAAUAUGAAACUAAUCUGAUAAAAUUAGUACCUCAGAGGGAUGGUGUCUGUCUAGAGCUGUCACAGUGCAGUCUGACACGAGUGCUUGCUAGAUGUCUAGUAUGACAGUGCCCAUCAAUGUGAAAUAACACUAGUUUUGUGCUCCCUUGUCUCUCAAAGAAGCGUUUCAAUCUGAAGUCACCCUGCAGCUCAACCUGCUGGCUCUGCCUGCCGAAUUCCUGAGCCAGUGAUGCCUCACGCUACAGAUCAGCCUCUCCGAGCGCUCAGUUCCUGAUUGAGCUCUCUACAUGGUUUGCUCCUAGCACACUGAUAUAUUAGUAUGCGAUAAAUUGUUAAUGGUGAUGGGGGACUGUUGCAACCAUUUGUGAACAGACCUCAUCUGUUUCUAGAGAGCCAGUGGGUUUGACUCAGCCCCUGCAUUAGGCGUUUGAGGAUUAUUCACAGCAGGAUCUGGAAGUGCUUUGCAGAUAGCUUCCCUUGUAAAAAUGUUUGAAAGAGACUUGGAUAGCUAAUGCUGUUUUAAUUUGUGGUUUUCCCCCUCUUUCCUGGACAACUGUCAACAGAGCCAAUCUUUCUGGUCCUGCGACCAUUCCACAUAAACACUAACAUGGAAGUCACUUGAUAAAACCUAGGGCUUUCCUAAACUACUAGUCACUGCUCAUCCAAAGAAAAGCUGAUGAUUUUUUCAUAGGAGCCAGAAUUAGAGCCUGGAUCUGUUAGAGCGGCACGCAAUUAACUGGAGGCUGUGGCCUCCAUCUGGAGUCAUCCAGGAGUGUCCUGGAGCUUUUUCAUCUCUUGCUUCAACAGUAUUUUCUACUUUACUGCUUUCUAGCUAUCCCAGAUGCCAAACUGUUAAAUAUUAACACUCUGCCUAGAAACCCGAAAUACACCAUUCGGGACAUGUAGGAACCAGCUUGGGUAGUUGCAUCUUUCCAGGUGACUGUAUAGGAAAGUACCUGUCUGUACGGCACUCUCUGUGUGCGGUGGCAGGAGUGGCAAAUCUUGUUAGGCUUUGUGCUGUCACAACUGUGCCAAGACAGAAGAGUGAAACAGAAGGGAGAUCAUGAGGAGUUCACUGCAUGCUCUGGUAAGAGAUUCUUGAUUAAAUCUGUGGUCACUGGGCGGACAAAGUAGAUUGGGUACCUAUGUGAGAACUGUGCUGCCUUCAUACGGCGAGAUAGGCCAUUCGCUCUUCCUUGCCCAGAUACUAAAAUCCCAUUUAUGAUAUGGUAGUUGAGCAGCACUGGAGAGCUUGCUAUCCCUUGGGGUCCCAGAGCUUGACUUGUCUCAACACACUGCUAGUGCUUAACUUUUUGCAAGCUAUCCUGGGAAGGUAGAGGAAGGAGAUGAAAGCGUCGUCUCCAAUUUAGAGUGAAGCUUUGUGGGUCUGAAUGUGAUCCUUAUGUGAGUGAGCUUUGACAGCGAGCUGGUGAGCACCCCCUUCCCAUAAGGUACUUGCAGCCCUUCUGGGCUGCAGUGGGAUUCCAGCCUGGCCUUGGACUGCAUUAAACAUGUAGGUGGUUUUGUCUCUUUAAAGGGUUUUCCAGGAAUGUGCGUGAUAUUGAAAAUGGAUUUAAAGGGUCUAAAGAGCAAAUGACUAAUGAUUUUGUUGAGGUAUUCACGUAGUAAAUGCUUUCUGCGGGUGGGGAUGAGCUGAGACUGGUCAUGCCUUAGAUCUGGGGACACAACAAGAGCAUUCAGAGAACAAAAGUCUUUUCCUUCAGCGCUAGCGUUUGGUUCCCUCCAUCUUCUCUCCGUAUUUUGUUUGGGAAGUCCUCGGUUGGACCUUCAGAGUGUAACACAAAGUCUUUGCUGGCCAGAGGGUAUCAUGAUUGGGAGUUGCCACAUUUUUUAAUUAUCCUAGGAAUUCCUUUUUAAUUGAUUCAUGAGCCACUGCCACUUCAGUCUGGUGAAAAGUGAUUUCUGUUUGUAUCUCAGCAGCCUUGUUGAAUGCCUUCUGCAUAUUGGAAAAGAUGUUUCAUUUGCAUGCUCAGAACAGCCUAACGAGAACUUGAAAUCUGUUUCCUCCACAACAUUUUUGGUUUUUGGCUUGCUGCAGGGUGAUUCAUCCUUGCUGGUCUGUUGGCAUUUUUAAUAUAAACAAGUGGCUUAAAUUAAGGUUUAGAAAAUAGUUAUAUGAGGCUGUAUUGGGGUCUGAUAGCAUUUUUGGAUCUUGGGAACUGUUGCCCUUAGUCAAAGUCUGGCCCAGACCAUUAGUGUGAUCUCCUUAUAGAAGGAGUCUACUGACUGCAAAUGUUCAGGAUAUUUGACUUCAGUCAAAAUCCUGAAGAGAAGCAGGAUUUCAGUUUCCAUAGCUUUUCUCACUUUCUCCUAUUUUUCCCUCUGGCCUCAAAACCUGAAGUCUUGGGAUGUGGCUAAGCCUAACUGAUGUACUGGAAUUCAGUGUUAGCUUGUGGUAAUUCUACUGCACAGCCUUGUUAUGAUAAAAAUAUCUGUCUUGUGUUGCUGUUCAUAAGAGCUGUUAAUUACCACAACAAAACACUAAAUUUGGGAGGUUUCAUCUUACACAUUGGGAUCUAAUGUUCCCCGGCAAGUGCAUGUUUUGAGCUGCAGUCUGCCCCCUGAGCUUUAUGAUAAAAGCAGAGCAACCUGUUCUAGAAAAACAUAAUGUCACUUGAAUAUUUCCUGCCCUUGGCCACCACAGGUUUUUCUUUAGAUUUCACUGUUCUAUCCUGUUUAGAAUUAUUUAAAACACAUGACUCUGCCCAUUUCCUCUGAGCCUUUUGUUAUCUAAAAUGGUCUCGCCCUUAGACUGUUUCUGAUAGUCAACCCCUUCGCUCAGCUUCAUUUGUCUUAUUCCUUGUAUCUGUCUAAAACAGGACUUUUCUCUGAGCACACACAGGCCUCCUCUUAUUGUUUCGUUUGUCAGAAAAUACACUGAAAAAUAAAGCUCCUGAUUUUUUUGCAGCAGGACUAAGCAGCUCCUGUUGGCAUGUGUGGAAAGUACGGACGUUCAGCGGCCCUGCAAGAGAGCUAUAAGUGUGGCUUUUGUGCGUCUGCAGCUGCCCUGCUGUCUUAUCCUGGGCUCCUGCAUUGUAGAGGCUCACCCUGUGCGGAGCGCCCAGGUGAUAACACAUCAGAUAAUGCACUUUGGGAUGAUUCACCUGAUAACAAGGCCACGCACCAAACUCAGAACUGAGAUUCUUCAUACCUCGAUGAGCUCUCCAACAACAACUCCCUCUUCUCAUCCCCUGCGGAUUCCCUCUCUGACAUCGCAGAUCCUAAGGACUUCUUGCCUGCCGAUAGGCUGAACCACGUGCCAACGCUAUGGGAUGUAAACAUGCCGCAGCAGAACCAAAUAGAGCUGUUCUCUCCCAGCAGAUCAUUCAGUGGCUUAAACAGUUUGAAUGACCAUGUCCCUGCUGUCCCCAACACCCCACUCCUCAUAAGCUAUCAGUCUCAGGCUCCUGCAGAGGAGGAGGAUGAAGGUGAGGAGGAAGAAACUGAAGAGUUGGGGCAAACGGAGACAUAUGCAGAAUAUAUACCUUCAAAGUCCAAGAUUGGGAAACACCACCCUGACCUUGUGGUUGAAACGAGCACUCUAUCCAGCGUCCCCCCACCCGAUAUCACCUACGAGCUUUCCCUUCCACGCUCCAUUGCUGACAAAGGGUCACUCUCUGCACUACAGCUGGAAGCAAUCAUUUAUGCCUGCCAGCAACAUGAAGUUUUAUUACCCAAUGGGCAGCGAGCGGGGUUCCUCAUUGGAGAUGGUGCUGGAGUUGGAAAGGGCAGGACAGUUGCCGGGAUCAUCUUUGAAAAUUACCUUAAAGGGAGGAAAAAAGCUCUGUGGUUCAGCGUCUCCAAUGAUCUUAAGUAUGAUGCUGAGAGAGACCUGAAGGAUAUUGAAGCAUCCCACAUUCCUGUGCAUGCUUUGAAUAAGAUUAAAUAUGGUGACACAGCUACCUCAGAAGGAGUCCUCUUUGCCACUUAUUCUGCUCUGAUUGGUGAAAGCCAAGCAGGCGGACAGCACAGGACACGCUUAAAGCAGAUUUUGGACUGGUGCAGGGAAAAUUUUGAUGGAGUUAUUGUAUUUGAUGAAUGCCACAAAGCCAAAAAUGCUAACUCCACUAAAAUGGGCAAAGCAGUGCUGGACCUUCAGAACAAACUGCCUCGAGCAAGGGUUGUUUAUGCCAGUGCCACAGGUGCCUCUGAGCCAAAAAACAUGAUUUACAUGAGCCGCCUGGGGAUCUGGGGGGAGGGCACCCCUUUCCGAGCGUUUGAUGAGUUCCUGCAUGCAAUUGAAAAGAGGGGAGUUGGUGCAAUGGAGAUCGUGGCAAUGGACAUGAAGGUCAGUGGAAUGUAUAUUGCCAGGCAGCUCAGCUUCACUGGAGUGACCUUCAGAAUAGAGGAGAUCCCGCUGGAUCAGCAGUACAAGAUUGUCUACGAUAAAGCAGCAAAGCUGUGGGCAGAGGCCUUGAUGGUGUUCCAGCAGGCAGCCGACUGCAUUGGCUUGGAGUCUCGGAAGUCCUUGUGGGGUCAGUUCUGGUCUGCCCACCAGCGCUUCUUCAAGUAUCUCUGCAUUGCUGCUAAAGUCCGGCGACUCGUUGAGCUUGCCAAGGAGGAGCUGGCAAAAGAUAAGUGUAUCGUCAUCGGCCUGCAGUCCACUGGAGAGGCUCGCACCAGAGAAGUCCUGGAUGAGAAUGAUGGGCAUCUAAAUUGUUUCGUCUCUGCUGCUGAAGGCGUCUUUCUAUCACUAAUUCAGAAGCACUUUCCUUCAACCAAAAGAAAGAGAGAAAAAGGAACUGGCAUUAAAAGAAAACGGAAGCAGAAGGGCCGCUGCACCAAGGCUCUGAAGGGUGUAUGUGACCCUGCCGGUGUGAUCAAGAUCAGUGAUGACAGCAGCACUGACUCCGACAUGGGGCUCGACAGUGACUUCAACUCCUCCCCAGAGUCCGUGUUUGAGACAGAUGAUGUCAUCUUCGUUGAGCCCACCUACAACGGCUUUGCAGCUGAGAACACAAGCAAUUUUCACUUGCUGCCUUCCCAAAAAGAGAUGCAUGGCCUGAGAGAACUAGAACAUGUGGAAAAGAUGAAACAGGAUCUCCUAGCAAAAGUAAAAGCACUGGGAAAAGAGCUACCUCUCAAUACCCUCGAUGAACUGAUCAAUCACUUUGGGGGCCCGGAGCACGUGGCAGAGAUGACUGGGCGUAAGGGCCGGGUAGUAUGCAGACCGGACGGCUCUGUCAUGUUCGAGUCACGUGCAGAACAAGGCCUUUCUAUAGACCACGUCAAUCUGAAGGAGAAGGAGCGUUUUAUGAACGGGGAAAAGCUCGUAGCAAUAAUCUCCGAGGCCUCUAGCUCAGGUAUCUCUCUCCAAGCGGACAGACGGGUGAAAAACCGGAAGCGGCGGGUCCACAUGACACUGGAAUUGCCCUGGAGUGCAGACCGGGCCAUACAGCAGUUUGGUCGAACGCACCGCUCGAAUCAGGUUUCUGCUCCAGAGUAUGUCUUCCUUAUCUCUGAGCUGGCAGGGGAGAGGAGGUUUGCAUCUAUCGUGGCAAAACGUCUGGAGAGCCUAGGUGCCUUAACCCAUGGAGACCGAAGGGCCACUGAAUCCCGAGACCUCAGCAAGUACAACUUUGAGAAUAAGUAUGGGGCUAAAGCACUAGACAGAGUCCUCUCCACUAUCCUCAACCACAUGGAGAACAAGGUUCCUGUGCCUAAGAGCUAUGAAAGAGGAGAAGCUUCAUUUUUUCAAGAAAUGAAACAAGGCCUCAUCUCUGUGGGGAUCUGCUGCAAUCAGAUUAAGUAUGGCACCGUCUCGGUGGAGAAGGACUGCUCCAUCACCAAGUUCCUAAACCGGAUCCUGGGUCUAGAGGUGGACAAGCAGAACAUGCUUUUCCAGUACUUCUCUGACACCUUUGACUAUCUGAUCGAAAAGGAUAAGAAGGAGGGCAAAUACGACAUGGGCAUACUAGAUUUAGCCCCAGGAGUGGAUGAGAUCUAUGAGGAGAGCAAGGAGGUCUUCCUGACCCCUGGGCACCCACAGGACGGGCAGGUCGUGUUUUAUAAGAUCAGCGUCGACAGAGGCUUGAAGUGGGAGGAGGCUUAUGAGAAGUCACUCAAACUGACAGGGUCUUUUGAUGGGUUUUAUCUCUCCUACAAGAUGCGAGGAUGCAAACACACCUGUCUGCUGGCAGAGCAGAGCCGGGGGAAGAACUUCAUCCUCUACAAGCCAAACAUUGGGAAGCAAAGCCAGCCUGAGAGCCUGGACAGUCUGCACAAAAAGUAUCGACGGGUGCUGCCUGAGGAGGCCAAAGAGCACUGGGAGAGCAGUUACCACUUCUCCUUGAAGAAUUGUAACCACGCUGCCUGGAACAGGAGCUGCAAGCUGAUCCAGGAGGGGAAGGAGUGCUUCCAGGGCAUGCGACUGCGUCACUACUACAUGCUGUGCGGGGCCCUGCUGCGGGUCUGGAGCAAGAUCGCUAGCAUCAUGGCAGACAUCACUAACACCAGCUACCUGCAGAUCGUCCGCCUCAAGACCAAAGAGAAGAAGAAACAAGUCGGGAUAAAGAUCCCCGAGAGCUGUGUUCGUAAGGUGCUGGAGGAGCUGAAGCAGAUGGAUAAGAACGUGAAGCAGAAAAACAGCCAACUCCUCCUGGCCCAAGAGCAGAGCCUAACGUUCUCCCUGCCACCGCGCAUCCUGCCGCAGCCUCUGGACCUCACACAGGUGAGGCCCGGGGUCCCAUUGCCCAGGCACUCCCUGCACCAGGACGAGAUCCUGGACUUGACUUGCAGCCCUCCCAGCAACAGUAUCCCCGAUGUGGUGAUGAACCCAGAACCUGGUGCUUUGUGCUUCCCCUCAGAGCCUCUUCUCCAGCCACACCAGCAGCACGGGUUACCCUUUGGCUUCAGCCACCCUUCUGCCUUCAAGAGCCCAGCCCCAGUCCUGGAGGGGAACAUGCCUCUGAGCUCACCCCUGCAUGAACAUUUGCCUCUUCCUCACCCUGGACCCUUGCAGACACUGCAGCAGCAGCAGGAAGACUUUGUCCAGCAGAAUGGGAAUAUCAAUUUUAGAGAGAUACUAGAGGAGAUGCUGAGGACGUUAAACAUGGCCCCCCAAGAGAACAUACUGUCCCAGGAGCGCCAGAGUGUGAUCCAUUUCAGUGGGCCUUUCUCUGACUUCUGAAGUUCAGUUGAGCCCAGUGUAGUGCUGGGCAAACCAGGCGCUGCUCAACCGCUGUGGAUCCAUAUCCCUUGGUGCAGAGAUGGGAGUUGGGGAGCCCUGGCUUUUCUACUGGUUUGGACUGAUCCGUUUCUGUUUCUGAGGGGAGAAGAAAGAAAAAAGUAUAGUUCCUUAAAGCAAAGUUUAUUUAUAUAUAAUAUACAGUCACGCAUGUAUAGAUUUGUAUAUAACGUGCUUGGGGGGAGUUGAGUGCUGCCAAGCUCAGCUGAUUUGGACUGAUGGUCUCUGCUGUGUCCGAGUCCUGCUCAAAGGUCAGUGCCCCUGUGGGACAGAGGGGAGACACCCCCUUCUCUCCAUGCUCAUCCCUCUGUAGACUACUGAGUUUUCCAGGCUGGGUUAUCCCUUCCCCAGCCCUCCAGCCCACAGGUCUGCAGCAACUGCUGACUGCACUGGUUCAUUACUGAACGGGGCAGGGGCAUGUCUGGUCUCAAAACGAUCUGGUGACCAGAGCGCUGAUCCAUUAUUGAAAUGGGAGAGCCCAGUCCGCUCCUGACAGCUGCCUGACCAAGCUGUAUCUGCGUUGGCCAGUGCCAGCUUUCCUCCUGGGCUGCACCAGCCCUGCUGUGCACCUUGAGACUGCUCUGAACCUUGGGUUCUGGAGGGCUGCGUGUGAAGGCAGAGGUGAAGGGCAAGGUAAUGACGUUCCAGAGUAGUUGGGAGCCACUGAGCUAGUGUCCAUCUGUGCAGGGUUGAGCAGACUUAGUUGAGAGAAGCAAAACUGACUGCUCCUGGUCUGCCUUCCCUGGGAAGGGAUCCUGACACCUCUGGGGCUGCCUGAGCUCUGCAGGAAAGGGCAGGAGCUGUCUGUCCCAGGGCCUCAUUUGUCCCUAUUGUUCAGUGAGCUCAGCCAUGCUGGGACCACUUGGGGGAUUUCCUGAAGCAGAAGGGCUGUGUGUCCUGUCAGCCUGUCCCAUAGCCCCUGGCCAGCCUGCGCCUCAGCCCCACAAGUUGCUGCAUCUCUGGCUGGCCGUACUUUUUCCAACUAGCUAUCAUGUAGUGUCUUUCUGUCUGGCCAUCUAACUAGUCCUGUUCUACAUGGUUUGUCCUUGGCUGGGCCAUGGACACAGGCCUGGGUGUCUGGAUCUUGGUGAUCCAGCCCCACCACUGAUCUCAGUGAGAGCCACUGCAAGGUCCCAGAAGGGCUUAGGUCCCUGGCAAGCACCAGGGUUGUGCAGUAUUGCUGUUCAUGUGCAAAUCCAGCCUCCAAUACCAAAGAGUAAACGUCUGCUUUGCAAAGCACUGCCCCAGACAACCCAACUGCCUGUCCAGCUCCAGGUCAAGCCAGGAGCUGUUGGCGAGCUGCUUUCUCUCCAGGACAUGUGUAGCCUCUAGCCACCUCUGCCACCAUCCCCGGGCACUUGCUGCUGUUUCAGAAGCGUCUCAACCUCGGCAGGUCCCGGGGAAAUUGUCCUUUAUUUUCUCUUUUUAAUCAAAGGAGUCUGGCAGGAAGCUGCCUGCUGGCAGGAAUACUCCCGGCCCUGGCAACUCCUCUGCAAGCCUCCCUUCUGCUGCAUUUCUUUUCCCUGCUUUGAAUCAUUUAGGUAUUUCCUGGAAGCAGCACCAGGAUAUUUUCCAGGGAAGGACUUCAAACCUGCCAUGUCUGGCCCAGCCCUCCCUCAGAGAGGGACCUGGGGAAGGAGGCCCAGCCUGGGAAGUGGCCUCUGCUGGGGACCCCCCUGCCCUGAGAGGUCAGUCUUGAAGGUGCCGACACUUUACAUGUGCCUGGUUGAUCCUCACCUCCAGGCAAAGAGCCUUGACCCUCUGGCGGCACAGAGACCGGCCGAGUGCCCGGUUUGCCGUUGGGAUGUGCUUUGACUCGGCCUCAGCAGUGUUAGUGCUCCCGCUGAGACAGGAGCCGCCCUUCCCAGUGUGUUAGACCAUGGCUUGUUUUGAGGUUGGCCUGGCUGUGAUCCUUGCCCUUCGCUUUUAGGGGUUUAUAUUUACCCCGCCUUCUCCCCAGCUGGUAUCUGCCUCCUGCCAACCCUUCCUCUGGCCUGGGAAGAGCUGUGGCAGUGCCCUCACGUACCGGCAGGGCCCAGGGUGUCCCUGCAGACAGGGCUGCUCAGGGGCAGCAUUUGACUAGCGCUCAAGGAAAGCUCCUUACCUCAAAGUAAACACCAAAGAUCAGAAGCCCUCCCCAGCACCUUUCUGGACAGAGCACCCUGGGGGGGUUCCCCUGGAUCCUGGGGGUCACCCCUCUCAUGGUGACACAACAGCCUUUUCCUAGUCCCAAACAGGGCAAGGCUCGCCCCUUCCCCAGCCCCACGUGUUCCUCUAUUUAAAAUGCUUCCCAGUUCACAACAGUCAUGGAGAACCUGGAGGGGACCGUUGGCUCCGGCUUCACCCCGUCCUGGUUCGUUCACUUGGCGCUUGCUGAAUUCUCAGCAAUAAGAGAAAAACGCAUGCCAAGAAAACCCAUUUCAAAAAGGCUUAAACUCAGGAAUAGCAACAAGGUAUUCUUGCUCUAGGCACCCUCUGCCAGACACCUCUUCCCAGGAAGGAACCAGAGCACCAUUACCUGGAGUCUUAUCUGGUGGCUUUGUUGAUGUUACUUUUAAAAUAUAUGCAAUUCCCCCUCCCUGAUCUCUGGAAAGACAGAGAGCACCUUCAAGGAAAUCCUUCCCUGCCCCAAUCCUGUGUUUUUGUCAGGGUUAAUAAUAUGUAACGAUAUCUUUUAACUAAAUUAUUAUGCAGUUGUCCUACUGAUUGUAUGUAUUUUUAAAUGGGUCCCUUUUUUUCCUUCCUUAAAACUUUUUGUUAGCACUUUUUAAUCUGCUUGUUGUUUGCCUUUGUUUUUCUAUGUGUAUUUAUAAUUAAUUGAGAUGUAUAUAUGUAAAGAGAUUUUUUUAGAAUAUGUGCCUUUGACUAAUAAUUCCUAAAUUUUCUACUUGCCUCAGAAGGAUAAUUUUUCAUUCUGCUCAGUAAAAAUGGAAAGGAAGCCA
Messenger RNA from Struthio camelus australis, 12264 nucleotides. The record is from RefSeq and is a predicted model, not a curated record. NCBI's taxonomy places the organism in Eukaryota, Metazoa, Chordata, Aves, Struthioniformes, Struthionidae.